Cotesia congregata is the source of this 498-nucleotide messenger RNA. NCBI's taxonomy places the organism in Eukaryota, Metazoa, Arthropoda, Insecta, Hymenoptera, Braconidae. The record is from the annotation of a GenBank genome assembly.
AUGGAUACUUUUCAAAAAUUACUAAGAAAACAGACUGAAAGUAUAACUCAAUUGGAAAAAAUGAUAAGAUGUUUACAGAAAGAUAUUAGUUUCGAAGAGUGGAGAAAUUUCGAGGACAAUAAAGACCAAAAAAGAGACAAAGAAAUGUAUAAAUAUUUUGCUAGCCUAGGAGGAAAGUCAUUGAAAGAAUUUAUGUCAUCCAUGCUCAGCCAAACGUUUGUUCCAAACUUGGCAAAAGAAUUAACAUGGACGGGGCAGAGGAAUAACAGCUCAAAAGAUGUGACGAGAGCCUUAAAAGAUAGUAAAAUUGUACAAAUAUACCGAGUCGCAAUAAAACGCAAUAGGAAAUUUGAAGGAGCAACAAUAGAUGAAAUUAAAAAAUGGAUUUCAGCUGGAUUAAAAACAACCAAGGAGAAGAUACGAACAUCAAAUAAAGAAAAAGAUAAAGUAAUAGUUAUAAGAAAUCCGGAAAUGGAUAUUGUAAUAGAUGAAACAUAA